AUGGAAGAGGAGAUUUGGGAGGAAGAUGAGGAUGCAGGCGAGAUGGAGGCAGAUGAGAUGGAGGCAGAUGAAAAUAUCAGAAAUGCAGGCAGCCAACUCUUGACAACAGUGGAUGAGGUACGAGCAUGGUUUGGGAUCCAUAUCCUGAUGGGCUUCGUUCGCAUCCCCCACUACCAGGACUACUGGUCACCGGAGCCACGUUACUUCAAUCGCCUGAUAUCAACCACCAUGACCAGGAGCCGCUUCGAUUUUCUUAGUCAACACCUGGCCUGCUCUAACCCCACCACCAACCCUGAGCAGUAUCCCCAGAAAAAGCCAGAGAUGUUUACUGACAAAGCCCAUCAGUAUCGAUGUAUGGCAAAGCACCCUCUCUACCAUCUGCAGCCUAUUUGGGACACCGUCAUUGCAAAGUGCAGGGUGAACUUCAACCUCUGCAGAAACCUGGCAAAAGAUGAAGCAAUGGUGAAGUGUUCAGGCUUCAAAGGCAAGGUCUGCAAGUUCUUCAUGCCUUUGAAACCUACCCGGAAUGGCUUCAAGUUGUAUGCAAUUGCAGAUUCUACCACAGGCUACUUGGCAAAUUUCAUCGUCCCUCCAUAUAGGCACGGUCAGCCGGUGAAGAUGAAGGACAUCGCCAUGAUGGUAGCCACUCCAUUCCCGGGGCUGUACCACCACAUUUUCACUGACAAGCUGUAUUCAUUCCUGGAGCUUGCCCAGUGCCUCCUUCAAGGCAAGACAUAUCUAACUGGGGUCAUCAUAUCCAGCAGCAAAGACCUCCCCCGUGACUUCAACAAUAACCCGGAUAAGAAUCCAAUGCAUUACCUCAAGAUGGAGAUGCUGAACAAAAUGCCACGUGACACGUUCUAUUCUAGGCAAGCCGAUCAGCUGACCCUUGUGGCCUGGAAAGACUCCUGA
Acanthaster planci (crown-of-thorns starfish) is the source of this 912-nucleotide messenger RNA. RefSeq lists its product as uncharacterized. NCBI's taxonomy places the organism in Eukaryota, Metazoa, Echinodermata, Asteroidea, Valvatida, Acanthasteridae. The record is from RefSeq and is a predicted model, not a curated record.